Babjeviella inositovora NRRL Y-12698 is the source of this 517-nucleotide messenger RNA. RefSeq lists its product as uncharacterized. The coding region runs from base 98 to 319 and encodes 73 amino acids. The transcript has a single exon. The record is from RefSeq and is a predicted model, not a curated record. Lineage: Eukaryota; Fungi; Ascomycota; Pichiomycetes; Serinales.
UUUAUCUCAGGGUGGAGCUUAGUUUCUAAACCGUUCAUCUAAACCAAACCCUUUAAAAACGGUCCAAGGUGUCCAAUGAUUUCAAAUAUACCCUUAUAUGAUUAACUCCUUUGAAACUCCCAGGCAACUAGUGUCCAAAGAGCGGUUCUACGAUGAUCUGUUACACAACCUGGUGAACCACAGGAGCCGGAAAUGGGAAUCCUUGGUCCGCUUGGGAACGUCUUGUAACGGGUCACAUGCAUAUCUGCACGACAUUGGUGGGGGAUUAUGUGAGAAAAAUUUUCGCCACUUUAACAGAUUGGGCAAAUACCCCGUAUAACCCGUAAAAACUUUUCUUGAUGUCGUCAUUUGAACUGAGCGAGGCUUAUAUUGUGCCCCGGAAAAUUCUCAGAGGAUUGUUAAUGUCAACCUGAUGUUGAGGCUCCGCAAGUAUUUGUAUGUCUUGUCCUGUGCAGUUCACACAUAAGCAUAACCGGAAUCCUUUUCAAGCCUUAAUUUUAAAACUACCUAACCCCCC